This is a messenger RNA of Nothobranchius furzeri (turquoise killifish), 5180 nucleotides long. RefSeq names its product slit homolog 1b (Drosophila) (gene slit1b). NCBI's taxonomy places the organism in Eukaryota, Metazoa, Chordata, Actinopteri, Cyprinodontiformes, Nothobranchiidae. The record is from RefSeq and is a predicted model, not a curated record. Gene Ontology annotation, biological process: axon guidance. Gene Ontology annotation, molecular function: heparin binding; Roundabout binding; calcium ion binding.
UACUCUGGAUGUGUGAGAUAGGGAAUGAGGGAGUCCCCCCUCCCUUCAGUGCACAAUGACUCGAUGAAGAGGAGGGGGGCAGCACUCUGUACAGCUGCAUGGGAGUGAGCUCAGAGCACACAGGGGACUGGAGCAGAGGAAGCCCAUUGGAGGAGCCGUGCAGCCGGGGACAGGCAGAACCGGAGCUACUUGUCCUUUACUCCUCUUUUAUCUCAACUCUGAGAUCAAGUGGCGUUUGUUCUUCAGCUGAACCUCACCUGACUGAGCCUGUGGAAGCAUUUUCUGUCUCUUUCUGUCCACUUUCCAAGAAGAGCCGGAGGGGAGGUGGUUGGUCCCCACUCCUGAGACAGGAGUCAGGAACAGGAUCUAUCAGCGGGAAUCUGCAGCAUAGUGGAGCUCUGCAGGAGAGCAGGAUGACUGCUGGAAUGAUUUGGGAUGGAGUCAGAUCAGGACGCAGUGGGAUGACAGCAACACAGAGCAAUACGUUUUCUUCGGGACUGUGGAUGAUGCUGGUGUGGGGCAUUGUGGUGCUGGUGGAUCAGGGAGGUGCAGAAGCAUGUCCAGCUCCCUGCAGCUGCCUGGGGAACACUGUGGAUUGCCAUGGGCUGGGAAUCUACUCCGUACCUAGGAACAUUCCCAGAGGGACAGAGAGGCUGGACCUCAACGAGAACAACCUGACAGUCAUCACGAAGUCGGACUUCUCUGGUCUCAAACACCUGCGGGUUCUUCACCUGAUGGAAAACCAGAUCAACAACAUAGAGAGAGGAGCUUUGGAUGAGCUGAAGGAGCUGGAGAGACUUCGCCUUAACAGAAAUGGUCUCAGCCAUCUUCCAGAGCUGCUCUUCCAGAAGAACGGGGCCCUGUCCAGGCUAGAUUUGAGCGAAAACACCAUCCAGACCAUCCCGAGGAGAGCUUUCAGAGGAGCCACAGAGCUCAAAAACCUUCAGCUGGAUAAAAAUCGCAUCAGCUGUAUUGAAGAGGGAGCGUUUCGAGCCCUGCGAUCCCUGGAAGUGCUAACGCUGAACAACAACAACAUUACCACCAUCCCUGUCUCCAGCUUCAACCACAUGCCGAAGCUCCGGACCUUUCGGCUCCAUUCCAACUCUCUGCGCUGUGACUGUCAUCUGGCCUGGUUGUCUCCGUGGCUGCGGCAGAGACCAGCGUUGGGGCUCUACACGCAGUGCAGCUCCCCCCCAACUUUAAGGGGUCUCAACCUUGCUGAGCUGCGAAAGAAUGACUUUGCCUGCUCAGGCUACAGCGGCAGCGCCUUCGUUCAGCCAUGCAGUUUGGCCUCAGGGUCCUGUCCACCGAUGUGUUCCUGCACCAACAACAUUGUGGAUUGUCGGGGGAGGGGCCUCACUGCCAUCCCCGCCCACCUGCCAGAGGGCAUGACGGAGAUUCGUCUGGAACAGAACGGCAUCAAGUCGGUUCCUCCCGGCUCUUUCAUCUCCUACAAGAAGCUUCGUCGGAUAGACCUGAGUAACAACCAGAUAUCUGAGAUAGCUCCUGAUGCCUUCCACGGCCUCCGAGCGCUGAACUCUCUAAUUCUGUACGGGAAUAAGAUCACGGAGCUGCCCGGCGGAGUGUUUGAUGGCCUGGUCUCUCUGGAGCUGCUGUUGCUGAAUGCUAAUAAGAUCCACUGUAUUCGGGCCUUGGUGUUCAAAGACCUGGAGAACCUGGCUCUGCUGUCACUGUACGACAACAAGCUUCAGACCCUGGCAAAAGGCACCUUCAGCUCACUACACAGCAUCCAGACCCUCCACCUGGCCCAGAACCCCUUUGUUUGUGACUGUAAUGUGAAGUGGCUGGCUGACUUCCUGCGGUCAAACCCGAUAGAGACCAGUGGAGCACGCUGCGCCAGCCCUCUCCGCCUUACCAACAAACGCAUUGCACAGAUCAAGAGCAGCAAGUUCAGAUGCUCUGCUAAGGAGCAGUACCAUGUCCCAGGCACAGAGGACCGGCGUUUGAGCUACGAGUGUAACAGCAAGCCAGUGUGUCCCGCUAAAUGUCGCUGUGAAGCCAACGUGGUCGACUGCUCCAACCUGCGGCUCACCAAGUUCCCCGAACACCUGCCCCCCUCCACUGAAGAGCUGCGUCUCAACAACAACGACCUUUCCACGCUGGAGGCCACCGGAGCCUUCAAGGGCCUGUCACAGCUCAGGAAGAUCAACCUGAGCAACAACAAGAUUUCAGAGAUCGAGGACGGUGCGUUUGAGGGCGCCUCCUCCGUGGUGGAGCUUCACCUCACAGCCAACCACCUGGAGUCUGUGAGGGGGGGCAUGUUCAGGGGCAUGGAGGGCCUACGUAUGCUGAUGCUGAGGAACAACAGGAUCAGCUGUAUCCACAACAGCAGCUUCACAGGACUGACCAACGUCAGACUGCUCUCCCUCUAUGACAACCAGCUAAGCACCAUCCUGCCUGGAGCAUUCGACUCGCUGCCCCACCUGUCCACACUAAACCUCCUGGCCAAUCCGUUCAUCUGUGACUGCCGCCUGUCCUGGUUCGGAGCAUGGCUGAGGAGCCGGCGAAUCGUGACUGGAAACCCUCGCUGUCAGGGCCCCGUGUUUCUACGAGAGAUCCCGCUGCAGGAUGUAGCUGUGCCUGAUUUUCGCUGCGAGGCUGGCUCUGUGCUGGACGACAGCCGCUGUGCUCCGGGGCUGCAGUGUCCCAGUCAGUGUACCUGCAUGGACACAGUGGUCCGCUGCAGCAACAAACACCUGCAGGCGCUGCCCAGAGGACUGCCUCGCAAUGUCACUGAGCUGUACCUGGAUGGAAACCAGUUCACCAGUAUUCCCAAAGAGUUGGCCACCUUCAAACACCUGCAGCUAAUAGACCUGAGCAACAAUAAAAUCAGCUCUCUGUCCAACGGCUCCUUCUCAAAUAUGAGUCAGCUGACUACGCUGAUCCUGAGUUACAACUCCUUACGUUGCAUCCCUCUGCUGGCGCUGGCUGGCUUACACUCCCUGAGACUGCUCUCUCUCCAUGGCAACGACAUCUCCGACCUACAGCAGGGGAUCUUUAGUGAUGUGGCAUUCCUGUCUCACCUCGCGAUCGGAGCCAACCCGCUGUACUGUGACUGCCGUCUGCUCUGGCUGUCAGACUGGGUGAAGAGUGGCUAUAAGGAGCCCGGUAUCGCCCGCUGUGCCGGCCCCCGCGGCAUGGAGGGCAAGCUGCUGCUCACAACGCCCGCUGACAAGUUCCAGUGUCAGGGUCCAGUAGAGGCAUCUGUUCAGGCCAAGUGCAACCCAUGUGUGUCCUCCCCCUGUCACAACCAGGGCGUCUGCCAAGUUCACCACACACACCAGUACACGUGUGGCUGCAAAUCUGGAUUUACGGGUAAACUCUGCGAGACUCCAGUUGAUGCUUGUGCCAGUAACCCCUGCACCAACGGAGGGAGCUGCCUGAGUGACGAGCAGACAGGAGGCUUCAGUUGUGCGUGUGCAUAUGGCUUCCACGGCACGUUCUGUGAGGUGAAUGUGGACGACUGUGAGGACAACGGAUGUGACAACGGUGCCACCUGUGUUGAUGGAGUUGGCAACUACAGCUGCCUGUGUCCUCCCAACUACACAGGUCCGUUCUGUGAAGAGGAGGGAGACCCUUGUUCUCCUGGCAGGAACCUGUGUCAGCAUCAGUCCACCUGCAUAAGCGGUGCUACAGGCUCUAGGUGUGUAUGCAUCCCUGGCUGGGUGGGGCCCGAUUGCAGCAUAGAUUAUAAUGAGUGUGUGGAUCACCGCUGUCAGAAUGGAGCGCAGUGUGUCGACCAUCUGGAUGGCUACAGCUGUCUCUGUCCACAGGGAUUCAGUGGUGAAUAUUGCGAGGUGGUCCCUCCUCCCCCCUCCCCCUGCCAACUGGCUCCAUGCCAGAACGGCGCCCCCUGUGACGAGAAGCAGGGAACUGCAGUCUGCCAGUGUCCACCGGGCUUUGAGGGUCAGAGCUGCGAGAAACUGGUCAGCGUCAACUUUGUUGAUAGAGAUUCUUAUGUUCAGCUUCAAGAUGUGAAGAACUGGCCUCAGAGCAACAUCACACUGCAGGUGUCGACAGCAGAGGAAAACGGUAUCUUGCUCUAUAACGGCGACGACGAGCCCUUUGCUGUGGAGCUCCAUCAGGGUCGUGUUAGGGUCACCUUCGACCCUGGCAACCUGCCUGCCACCACCAUUUACAGUUCUGAGACAGUUAACGACGGAGAUUUCCACACGGUUGAGCUGGUGACCUUCGAUCGGAUGGUGAACUUGUCGGUGGAUGGAGGAGAACCAACAACCCUGGACAAUCAGGGUCACAGCCAGCCAGUGACAGGAGAAGCUCCUCUAUAUGUAGGAGGCUUGCCUGAGGAGGUCAUACCAGCCUCUCGGGGACUCUCAUCCCAGACCCUCAACCUGUCCAGCUUCCACGGCUGCAUCAGGAAUCUUUAUAUUAACCACGAGCUGCAGGAUUUCACCCGAAGCCACAUGAAGCCGGGCGUCGUUCCAGGCUGCCAGCCUUGUCAAAAACUUCACUGUCUUCAUGGCAUUUGCCAACCAAACACUGCACAGGGUCCCCAGUGCCACUGCCAGCCAGGGUGGACAGGAAGACACUGUAACCAGCCAAUAACAGGAGGCCUUGGUGAAUCGGGUAUUGUCACCAUGGCGACAAGGGUCAACCCCUGUGAGAGCAACAAGUGUGUAAGGGGUGUGUGCGUGAUGGUGGACGCACAGACAUACCGCUGCAACUGUGAGAGGGGAUAUCAAGGGACGUUGUGUAACCUGCAGGAGGAUCCAGGUGUCUCCUGCCAGGGGCUGACGUGUCUGCAUGGCCGCUGUGAGAAGACGGAGGACGGAGACAGAUGCGUCUGUGAGCAAGGAUACACCGGAGACAGCUGUGACAUAGCGUCUCCCUGCCGGGGCGAACCAUUCAGAGACCACCACCGCCUGCAGCAUGGCACCGUCUUCUGCCAGACCUCCAAACCCUUCUCCUGGGUUGAGUGUCGGGGUCAGUGCACCGCAGAGACCAAGCUGGGCGUUGGACCCCCCUCCUGCUGCGCUCCUCUGAGGGUCAGACGGCGCCGGCUUACCUUUGAAUGUGACGAUGGGACCUCACUUACACAAGACGUGGAGAAGCCAGUGGAAUGCGGCUGCAAGGAGUGUGUGUGACACUUCUAAAGUGAUGGUGCACACACACUCACAAGUAGAUGCACACAGAUAAAA